AGUGAAAUUGUGAAUAUUGAUUCCAACGACUUGAAAGAAUCAAAACAACCUUAAAAAGUGAUGCUCGUUAAAUGAUUUUGAAGGAUUUACAUUCGGACGAAAAAAUCAAAUGUCUAAAGUUUUUAUGUUUAUAAAUAAUUAUUACAAACAAUUCCAAAAUAAUUUAGUUGUUUCGGUUCGUUGUCGAGUCUAAUUUCUGGUUGGACAUUCGUCGGUCGUGGGAGUGCAGUCGACGAGUGGCGCCCUCCUUUUAUGUCGCGGAAAAUUCAGACGAUUUGUAAGAGAUUGUGUUUGUGUAGGAUUUCGAUACUCAACUCCAUUACCGUUUAUUGUCGUAUUUACAAAUUGUGAGUUUGAAAUUAUUUGAAGAGCGCUACGCUCGCAACGGGUUGUGCAUGGACGGAGCUAUUGUAACGAUUAUAACAGUUCUUACUUGGAAAACCAUUUACGAUCAUUGUCGACGGCCUGUCACGGGAGUAAAUGAGGAAACUUUGGGGCCCAUUUUCAUACUUUUCAAUGGGAUAUUCGUAAAAAUCGACACUCGACGUUUCGGUUCUCGAGCGGCAGCAAGAUUGACACUCUUCAAUUCGUGCAGCUCAUCGAGUAACGAAGCAACGAUCAAUAAUUUUUUAUGAAAAUUCGUUAAGGACGGGUUGAAAAAGAAAAAUAACAUUGUUCGACGAUAUCGAAGCCUUUUCGGUAGGAAAUUAUCGAUCGCUCGAAGGACGAAGGCUUUUGAGAGUAUUGACGAAAAAGCUUUUUUCAAAUCGUGUGUUGAGUGGAAUAAAUUGAAAAACGUUGAUGAACACUUGACGAAUUUAUAGUUCGUGACUAAAGGGUCGAAAACGCAUCCGGCUUUACUAUAAAUUCACAUUCUAUAAUCCCGAGUACAAUCGUGACCGGAAAAAUUGAUUCGACUCGAAAUAUCUCUUCCCGAAUCGAGUAAUUGUGACGUAAGUCUGAAAAUUGCGAAAAGCAUUAUUUCCUUCGCACCAAAUCAAUAAACUGAAAUUUACCGAGAGUGGAUCGUGAUGCAAAAUCGGAGAAGCGUCCCUUCGGACGUCGGAUCCUCGAGAAACAGCGAGGGAAGGAAAAAAAGCAUGAGACCAAAAGCUCCGAUGAUUUCACCCAUCGCGGAAAUAGUCCAGGAUCUGAGCAGAUCCACGCUCUCUUCCGGCAGGAAAAAACAUCAGAGAUCGAAACAUCUCGAUACGACUAUCAACCGGAAGCUGGAUUUUGAGGCUGACGCUGACAUCAGUGCUGACAAUGAUGGGCUUUUCAAAAAUGCCUUUAAGAUACGAAGCACGCCCGAGGGUUCAAUAAAAAAUAAAAAACCGAGGGCACGACGGCUUCUCGGGAUGGCGUCGCGACGCCUAUCCAGUCCGGAUACUACAUCGCCGUCCGUCGACAAGGAAAACGGCAGUUCAAGCCCCAUUACCCUCGUAUCUAGCCCUCAGAAGAUAUGUGAUUUGAAAACAUCAAAAGUAUCGAGAUGUCCGUUGGAGGAUUACGAUCCAAACAGUCAAGACAGCGGUUACGGUGCGAGUUAUCCGGACCGUGAAGAGACGACGAUCCUGAAGAGCCGCGAUGGGUUCAGAUUCGCCGAGCCGCUGGGUGUUGCACCUCGUAAAAUGUCGGUCGAGUCCCGCAGUCCCGUACAGUCGCCGUUGCGCUCGUCACCAAAAACACCAAAAAGGCCAUCGUCAUUUUUUCGUAGUUUAUCCUCGGAGUACGAAAGCAUGGACGAUGGUUUCAACGAGCUGAUCGACAUGGAUGGUCUUGUCGAAAGUACCCAAUUAUUGCCAAAUGGCAUUUCAAAUUUGUUGUCCGGACACAUAGUGGCGUCGUCCGAAAAACCAAUGGAAUGCGACGCAGCGACGACUCCGGAAUUCGCGAGAACCAAACCGACGAUAUUGCGAAGAUCUCUGUCGUUGCAAAACGACAGAAUGGACAAGUCUGCCUCGAGCCCAAUUGCUACUCCGCCAUCGAUCUCGAAAGUACGAUCUUGCCUCUUCCGUUCGCCGAACGCAACUUCGUCGACGGCAAAAUUGUCUUACAACGACAAUAAUCCACGUGAAUCAAACUUCUACUCACCCUCGUGUUCACCGCCUACGAAAUCGUUCAAAAGGCCCGAGCCACCGACCGACGCGAGCCCCGUACUAGUCAAAAGAUCCAAAAAAUCCUCAAGCUUACAACAAAUAUCGGAAGCUAUACCAAGCAUAAAACCGGGCUUACAAAGAAGUCACUCGGAAACGGAAGCUCAUGCUCACAUCAAAUCGGCCAUACAUCGUAGCACGACGGACAACGAUUUGACGGGUGAUUUCAGUAAAACUUGUAUAUUACCGCUCGCUGAUGGACAUCACGAAGAUCUUAAAUCAAUAACACCGGAGACUCUUCGAGCGUUGAUGCAAGGUGAAUUUAAAGACAAAAUUGAUUCCUUCACGAUCAUCGAUUGUCGUUAUCCCUACGAAUACGACGGCGGUCAUAUCAACGGUGCCCUAAAUCUCUACAGCAAAGAUCUCAUCGAGCAAAUACUUCUCAAUCCCAGAACGCAAACUCCCUCGAUUGAACCAGCAUCAAAUAAACGGAGUAUCCUCGUAUUUCAUUGCGAAUUCUCGUGGGAGCGUGGACCAAAUUUAUCACGUUUUUUGCGCAAUAUCGACAGACAACGAAACAAAGAGCAUUAUCCGGCGUUACAUUAUCCCGAGGUGUAUCUCUUGCACGGUGGUUACGAGGAGUUCUAUCGUAAGCAGAAGGAGCUUUGUUCUCCACAGGGUUACAGACCUAUGAAGCAUCCUGAUCACGAGGCUGACUUGCGACAAUUUCGCAACAAGAGUAAGAGCUGGCAGGGAGAAAAAUCACGUCUGAACGGUCUUACCGCAAGAGCGAACCUCAAGAGGCUCGGUUUCUGAGCUGUAGCGUGUCGCCGUUCAUAACGCAACAAACAAAAAUGAAAACGAGUCUAAAAAUGUAUACAUAAUAAUUUAUCACGAAUUGGGGCUUAUUCAUUUGAGAUAAUGCCGAAGAUAAAGGGAGGGAGUAUAUUUUAGAAAUAGAAAAUAAUUAGAAAUAAAUUUUCUAUGCCAAGUGGCGGAAGAAGUUGGUUCUCUGGUCUCUCAACCGGGAACGAAACUGCUCCGAAAUACUAAAGAGUGCAAAGCCGGUGAAACGAUUUAUCGAAGAGGUCGAAAUUUGUUGUUUUUUUUCUGUUUUUUUUUUUUCUCAAAGAUAGAUAUAUAUAAAUAUUUUGUUCAAUUCUUUUCUUCGACAUCUUCGAGACGUCAAUAAACCGACAAUCUCGAGAGGUUCGCAUUUUUGAGGGUUCCCUCAUUUCCACUAACUCAGACACAAGGGGUAGGGGGACGUCGAGAGAACUCUUAGAGUUGUCUUGUAAAUAAUUAUAGUCAGUUCUCGAAAUCGAGAGAUACACGUUUAAGUAAUCUAUACCAAUUUUCUAGUACAAGGAAACUAAAAGCGCUUAUUGACGACGACGACGACGACGAUAGUAUGAAAAAAAAAAAUUGUAAAUUAAUGAUAACGACAGAUAAAAAGGAAAAAAAGUAAGGAGAAAAAUACAAAAAAUGCUAUUAUUCAGCUUGCCGUGGCGUGUCCCGCGAUAAAUGUAAAUUAAAUUCAGAGCCUGUAAAUAAAUGUUCAAUAGAAUAGUCAGAGAUUAAGGAGGUGGACGUAUUAUGAUACAUAUGCAUAUGUAUAGACAUAGGAAUUAUAUACACGUAUGUAUGGGAAGCCUUACCGCAUCGAGCAGCGACAAAAUAGUCGAUAAUGCAAUAGCCCGUGCCCAAUCCUAGGGACGGCAAGGGCCUUUUUGGGGCCGCUACAAGAGAUGUUUUAAUGUGUCACAAAUAAUUAUAUAAUGCUUUAUUGUAAUCUCGGGCGGGCAUCCCAUUUGUACAGAUACGACACUAGGACAUAUUUCACGGCGGCUCCUAAAAAUCCUUUCGAAUAAAAAUGUUCAUUUCGCGAUUCUAAUCACGAUAUAAAAGAAGACAAAAUUAAAAAAAAAAAAAACGGAUUAAAUUAUCUUGAUGACAUAAUUUUUAUAUAUGGAAUGAAAAAACAAAAACACAUAAUGUAUCGUUAUUUCGUCGUUGAAGGCGCGCGCGAUUCUAUUACGCAAGACCAUGCGAUUGUCUUAUCGAUAUCCUCAAUAUUCCUCCGAUGUACAAAGAAAACAAAAACGAACAAGAAGACAAAAAUUAUAAUCAAAUCGAAACACUCUCUUGACGGCACGUGUCACGUACGAUAAACGAAUUACAGAAAAAAAGAUACAAAUGAAUGUUUAUUAAAACGAAAUAUAGUCGAAUGUCCACUUACAAAUGUGCAAAGUUCAUAAAUGUUAUAUUGUAAAAAUUAUACCAUGUUAUAUUCAUCUUAACGUAUAAUAUAAUAUGUCGCAAAAUGAAAACAAA
Messenger RNA from Venturia canescens, 4430 nucleotides. RefSeq names its product M-phase inducer phosphatase-like. Bases 1032 to 2912 code for a protein of 626 amino acids. Gene Ontology annotation, cellular component: cytoplasm; nucleus. Gene Ontology annotation, biological process: positive regulation of G2/MI transition of meiotic cell cycle; G2/M transition of mitotic cell cycle; protein dephosphorylation. Gene Ontology annotation, molecular function: protein tyrosine phosphatase activity. The record is from RefSeq and is a predicted model, not a curated record. Lineage: Eukaryota; Metazoa; Arthropoda; Insecta; Hymenoptera; Ichneumonidae. The transcript has 6 exons.